CGUACGCGCUUAUUGAAGUCCUCACUCGUUCGGAUUAUGAAAACUGUUUUAAUAUAUCACGUUUAAAUAGUUAUUUUUCGUAAUCCACAAUGUUUUCUAUCGCAACGCAUCGCUAAACACCAAAAAAAGACAAAUAUUCUACAAACGUUUUUCACUCGCUCUCGACAUUUAAUUCCCGCAAAAAAAUAAUCUCGCAAAAUAAUUCCGGUAAUUCGGCGGACACAACCACUGGACACAACAAUGAAAACAAUGACAACAUGGCGAACAAUAAUACAAUAUGCUUUUUGCAAUGUGCUUUUAUUUAAAAAAAUAUGGAGUGUUGUGUACAUUCGGACAAAGGUAGUGAUGCAAACGACAAAGUUGUUCAAGUAAGUACGAAAUCCGGCGAAACUAUUCUAUAUUAUGCCCAAGAAUGGAUGAAAACACAAGACGAAUAUGGACGAUCAUAUGGUGAUAUUGCAUCUAAGCUGCUUAAUGAAAUUUUGGGGGGUGAACAAGUAUUUCCUGCAUCGUGUGGUUACCACAGGAAGUGCUACCAGCUUUUCACAAAUAAGAAAAAUCUAAAAUCCUCAAAGAAGAGAAGUAGUCAGUUUGUCGAUGAAAGUAAUGAAAGUAUUCCCAGAAAGAAGACAAGACUAAGUCAAGAUACCACAAGCCAGAUUGUUAAAGGAACAGUGCCAUUAUUUGGAAAAAAAUGCAUUAUCUGCCAAAAGGAAAAAUACAAAAAAGAUAGUAGAACAGGGGCUUAUAAGCCAGAACCAUUGACCAAGUGCAUGUCCCCAAGUGCAGAAAAUGCUGUCAAAGUUGCUGCUCAGAAGAAACAGGAUGAGAAUGUGCUGCUUAUUGUUGAAGGGGAAGAUUUAAUAGCAAAGGAAGCCCAGUAUCACCAUUCCUGCUUUCGAACGUUCACAUAUAUUCCAGUAGAAUCCAAAAUAUCAACUGGAGAUGCUUAUUUGAAAUUCUGUAGUGAAAUCAUUCAAGAACGUAUUAUUGGUGGUGGUGAAAUAAUAAAGAUCUCGAAAUUGGCAGAAAUUUACAGCAGAUAUUUGCAGCCAGACACAGAUGCAUCUUAUUUUCAAAUUGGAACUUGA
Messenger RNA from Dendronephthya gigantea, 1091 nucleotides. RefSeq lists its product as uncharacterized. Lineage: Eukaryota; Metazoa; Cnidaria; Anthozoa; Malacalcyonacea; Nephtheidae. The record is from RefSeq and is a predicted model, not a curated record. The transcript is spliced from 3 exons. Bases 312 to 1091 code for a protein of 259 amino acids.